AUGCAUUGUGUUAAAACUCUGCGGGCGUCUAGAACUGGUGUUCUGCUCAUUAGAAAUGCUGGAAAAUUGGAGAGCGGCAGUUUGGAAAGCUGCAGCAUAAGGCACUCACCUGCGCGGCUGUUGUUGCACACGAGCGCAUCACCUGGCCAGCAUCCGCGCCAUCAGCACGUGAUCACAGAUACAGAUGCAGGGACUUACUGCAGUAAGAAGGUGGUUUCUGGGUUGGAGGACCUGUUAUUCUACACCAUCACCCAGGGAGAAGAGCAAAUCUCUGUGGCCCGUUUCCUGGCUGCACUAAGAAGCACAGGAUUGCUGACCUCUGACCCUCGUCUGAGAGACUGCAUGAAGCAGAUUCACCAAGCAGUCCAAAAUUCUGGUGGGACAGCAAUGAUGGACCAGGAGCUGUUCAGAAAAUGUGUUGGCAGUAAUAUAGUCCUCCUGACUCAAGCCUUUCAAAGAAAGUUCAUCAUACCAGACUUUGAGGCCUUUAAAUCACUCAUCGACCAUCUGUAUUAUAGCACAAAAGCUCAGCAAGGAGGGAAGGUGUCAAACUACAUCCCUCAGCUGGCAAAGUUCAGCCCUGAUCUCUGGGGAGUAUCUCUGUGUACAGUGGAUGGUCAGAGACAUUCUAUAGGAGACACAAAUAUGCCAUUCUGUCUUCAGUCAUGUGUGAAGCCUCUGGAGUAUGCGCUGGCCGUGCAUGAGUCUGGCACUGAACUUGUGCACAGAUAUGUGGGGAAAGAACCGAGUGGCCUUAAAUUCAACAAACUCUUUUUAGAUGAAGAGGAUAAACCCCAUAAUCCCAUGGUGAAUGCAGGGGCCAUUGUUAUCAGCUCUUUCAUAAAGCCUGGUUCCAACAAGGCAGAAAAGUUUGACUUUAUGAUGGAUUUUCUGAAGAGAAUGGCUGGCAGAGAAUAUGUUGGGUUCAAUAAUUCCACUUUCCAAUCAGAGAAAGAGACAGGUGAUAGGAACUAUGCAAUUGGUUAUUAUCUCAAAGAGAAAAAAUGUUUUCCCAGUGGCGUUGACAUGACGGCAGCUCUUGAUUUCUACUUUCAGAUGUGCUCUAUUGAGGUGACAUGUGAAUCUGGCAGUGUUUUGGCUGCUACAUUAGCCAAUGGAGGGAUCUGUCCAAUCACAGGCGAGCGUGUGCUUAGUGCAGAGGCUGUGCGGAACACGCUUAGUCUCAUGCACUCCUGUGGCAUGUAUGACUUCUCCGGCCAAUUUGCCUUUCACGUGGGUUUGCCUGCAAAGUCUGGGGUAUCUGGUGCUGUGCUGCUUGUGGUUCCUAAUACCAUGGGAAUGAUGUGCUGGUCUCCACCUCUUGACCGAGUGGGCAACAGUGUCCGAGGCAUCCAAUUCUGUGAAGAGCUGGUCUCCCUCUUUAACUUCCACAACUAUGAUAAUCUAAGACACUUUGCUAAGAAGUUAGACCCUCGCAGACAAACAGGCCAUGAGAGGAACAAGUCUGUGGUGGAUCUGAUAUUUGCUGCUUACAGUGGUGAUGUUUCAGCUCUCAGGAGAAUCGCUCUUUCUGCGGUCAGUAUGGAAUUGACUGACUAUGACUCACGUACUGCCCUGCAUGUGGCCUCAGCAGAAGGGCAUUUAGAUGCUGUCAAGUUUUUAACCAACACCUGCAAAGUCAACCCAAAUUCAAAGGACAGAUGGGGGAACACACCCCUUGAUGACGCUAUGCAGUUUGGACAUGAUGGUGUGGUCAAGAUACUACAGGAGUACCAGAGCAUUUACACACACACACUAGCGCCGGAGGAGCUCAGCACUGACUUGUGCUCCUAUUCCAUAAAGGAUGCAGAGCAGCUGAAGAGCAUGGAGACUCUGGAGGGUCUAGUAUGAGAGAGCAUUGACAUGGAAAAUCCCAAACCUCUGUAUCUCAUGACUUCAGAGAAGCAUGUGGGUGUGAGAUGCCCUCCCCCCCACACAUUUAUGACAAAGCUGGUGUUAGGCCGUACUGUGCAUGCACAGGUAGCGGUCGACCGAUAGUGGACUUUGCCGAUACCGAUAACUAAGAUGGUGGGAAAGGCCGAUAACUGACUAAUCAGCCGAUUGAUUUUAUAAUAGAUUUACAGAAUGUAAAAAAAUAUAUAUAUUCUUCCCUUACUAUGACGAGCACAGGCAAUAAGCCUAAAUUAAUAAAAUCCCAGAUGCAGUUUAUUGUUCAACCAAACAUAACCAGAAAAAAAUAUUAUUUGGUGCAUAACGCAGGACUUUUAAGUAUAAACCAGCCCGAAACACACUGAGGACUCGUAUUUUGAAAUGCCGAACAAACAAUCGUUAGCUAUCGCCAUCGAUUUUUUGCCAAUAACGAUAGUUCCAAAGAGCAACUAUCGGCACCGAUUAAUCGGUAAAACUGAUAUAUCGUCUACCUCUAUGCACAGGUAUAACAGAGAUAUAGUACUAUGCUUCAAACCAAAGCUUUGCUGUAUGUAGACCUCCUUGUGCUCUAAGUAUUAUUGGAUUCAUUACUGUAGUUUCACUCAUCUAUAGCCUUUGCGCUCAUUUCAAUCUACUGUAGAAUAUGAAACUUCAGAGUCCUUUUUUAUUUUUUAGUACAGUCCUUCAAGGACAGUUUGGUUUGUGUUUGGACCAAUUUAGAAAUGGUUAUGCUUCCUUCUGCCUCCUAGUGCGGUGGAUUUAUUGUCUAUAGACCUUGUUCACGCUAUCGCCAUCUUUGAUUUUUUUAUGGGAAAGACAACGAGGCUGUGAGUGAUAGACUUACCAUCUCUUCAAUGGGCUGUACUGCAUUUUAAUGUGAUUUUGGAUCGU
Myxocyprinus asiaticus (Chinese sucker) is the source of this 2781-nucleotide messenger RNA. Its product is annotated as glutaminase kidney isoform, mitochondrial-like. Gene Ontology annotation, molecular function: protein binding; glutaminase activity. The record is from RefSeq and is a predicted model, not a curated record. Gene Ontology annotation, biological process: L-glutamine catabolic process. The transcript has 18 exons. The coding region runs from base 1 to 1851 and encodes 616 amino acids. Lineage: Eukaryota; Metazoa; Chordata; Actinopteri; Cypriniformes; Catostomidae.